Nilaparvata lugens (brown planthopper) is the source of this 337-nucleotide messenger RNA. Its product is annotated as actin-related protein 2/3 complex subunit 5-A-like. The record is from RefSeq and is a predicted model, not a curated record. NCBI's taxonomy places the organism in Eukaryota, Metazoa, Arthropoda, Insecta, Hemiptera, Delphacidae. Gene Ontology annotation, molecular function: actin filament binding. Gene Ontology annotation, biological process: cell migration; Arp2/3 complex-mediated actin nucleation; regulation of actin filament polymerization. The transcript has 2 exons. The coding region runs from base 1 to 258 and encodes 85 amino acids. Gene Ontology annotation, cellular component: cytoplasm; Arp2/3 protein complex; actin cytoskeleton.
AUGACAUUCAUCAAACUGGACAACGCGCUGAACCUGACAAUGAAGGUGCUACUAUCGAUCAAGGCGUCGCAGAUCGAGGAGGCAGUGUCGAGAGUCGACAAAGACCUGAUCGACGUGCUCAUGAAGUACAUCUACAGAGGCUUCGAGAUGCCAUCAGAAAAGAGCAGCGGCCAUCUGCUUAUGUGGCAUGAGAAGGUGUUCGCGGUCGGUGGAAUGGGCAGCAUUGUCAGAGUGCUCACGGACAGUAAACGAAUCUGAGUAAAUCAUCCAUACUAUAUCUAUGCAUUUUAUCUAUAUGUUUAUAUUUGUUGUAUUAAUAAAUUAGUUUAAUCUCAGA